AUGUGCUGCUUUAAUUACAAUGAGUACUUUGCAAAAAUUGAGUAUGACCCGGAAGAGCUUCUGACUGCAGCAGAAUUUAAUAAUAAUGAUGUUUGGGUUUUACUGGGCAGCAUAAUAGAUAUAAGCAGCUUAGAAGAAAUAUUUAACGAUUCUCUCUGCAAUCUAUUAAGCCAUUCUAUUUUUUUAAAAAGAGUGGUUAAUAUAUUUGGGGCAUACACAUCUUUCAAUGCAUUCUGUAUUAGAUUAAUCGAAGUGUAUGGAUUUAAUGCGCCACAAAAUGUAAUGAAAUGCAUGGAAGAGAAAAUAGAAGCAUAUAAUGCACGGGGACUGGCCCAUGUUUGGUUUUUAUGGCUAUUAUAUGCCUGCGCAGAACCAUUGUCUAACCUAAGGCUUAUUAAAAGUAUCUAUAUGUAUCUAGAGCCUAUAUACAUUUCUUGUGACUAUAUAAGCGACACAAGGGAUAUAAAAAACGUAGAUUUUAACCAUGCUUUAUAUGUUCUGGAUGCAAAAAUGCAUUUGCUAGGCAUAGCAGAAAAUGAAGUAAGCAAAGCAAAAUAUGAAAAAACUAUAUGCCAUAUCAAAAGAUGCAGUCUUCUUGUAUCAAGUAAGCAACUCUUAACUAACCGGAACACAGCUCGAAAAAGAUGCCAUUUAGGCAAUCAGGCAUAA
Nematocida parisii ERTm1 is the source of this 669-nucleotide messenger RNA. RefSeq lists its product as uncharacterized. Lineage: Eukaryota; Fungi; Microsporidia. The transcript has a single exon. The record is from RefSeq and is a predicted model, not a curated record. The coding region runs from base 1 to 669 and encodes 222 amino acids.